AUGCAACAUGUGUCCCCAGCGCCUGCAGUGACGAUGAUGGCCACCCGCGUUCCUCCUCCAUCGUACCAGGAGAGCCAACAGAUGACGGGCACCACUCAGCAGAACACCAAGACCCCGCAGGUCCACCUCCCAGCAGCCUCUGCGGCGGGGAACACCUCCGUCAGCGUGACCCUUGACCCCCAGGCGCAGCUGGAGUCUGACAAGCGGGCGGUCUACAGACACCCGCUGUUCCCUCUGCUGGCCUUGCUGUUUGAGAAAUGUGAGCAGGCCACGCAGGGAUCCGAAUGCAUCACGUCCGCCAGCUUCGACGUGGACAUCGAGAACUUUGUGCACCAGCAGGAGCGAGAACACAAACCCUUCUUCAGCGAGGACCCGGAACUGGACAAUCUGAUGGUAAAGGCCAUCCAGGUGUUGCGGAUCCACCUGCUGGAGCUGGAAAAGGUCAAUGAGCUCUGCAAGGACUUCUGCAACCGCUACAUCACUUGCCUCAAGACCAAGAUGCACAGCGACAACCUCCUGCGCAACGACCUGGGAGGGCCCUACUCUCCGACGCACACCAGUCUCAGCAUGCAGCAGGAACUAAUUCAGACCUCCUCUCCAUCCAUGACCUCUGUCUCCAGCUCUGUUAACCCUUCAGGGAUUGUGGUGCCCGCCGGGGGGCUCCAACAGGGCAACGUCGCCAUGACCACCAUCAACUCCCAAGUGGUAUCAGGUGGGACCCUGUACCAGCCGGUUGCCAUGGUGACAUCGCAAGGGCAAGUGUUAACGCAGGCGCUGCCGCCGGGAACCAUCCAGAUCCAGAACUCCCAGGUGAACGUGGACCUGUCGUCCCUGUUGGACAGCGAGGACAAGAAGUCCAAGAACAAGAGGGGGGUCCUGCCCAAGCACGCCACCAACAUCAUGCGCUCCUGGCUCUUCCAGCACCUCAUGCACCCGUACCCCACAGAGGACGAGAAGAGGCAGAUCGCAGCACAGACCAGUCUCACCCUGCUGCAGGUCAACAACUGGUUCAUCAACGCUCGCCGGCGCAUCCUGCAGCCGAUGCUGGACGCCAGCAACCCCGACCCGGCCCCCAAGGCCAAGAAGAUGAAGUCCCAGCACCGGCCCACCCAGCGCUUCUGGCCCGACUCCAUCGUGGCCGGAGUCCUGCAGACCCACAGAUCGCAGGGCGGAAACAACUCAGACAACCCCCUGAGCAUGGACAGCCUCCAGUCCCUGUCCUCGGACUCGGCCACGCUGGCCAUGCAGCAGGCCAUGCUGGGAGCGGACGACUCCAUGGACGGAACGGAGGAGGAGGACGAGGAGGAGGAAGAGGAGGAGGAGGAGGAGGAGGGGAUGGAGGAGGAAGAGGAGGAGGAGGAGGAGGACGGCGAGGAGGAGCCGGACAGGGGGAGGCAGCUGUCCGGCCGGGGCGGCGGGCGGCAGGAUGCGGGCAUGGAGCACCCGGAGGAGCUGGAGUAG
This is a messenger RNA of Salarias fasciatus (jewelled blenny), 1461 nucleotides long. RefSeq names its product pbx/knotted 1 homeobox 2. The record is from RefSeq and is a predicted model, not a curated record. NCBI's taxonomy places the organism in Eukaryota, Metazoa, Chordata, Actinopteri, Blenniiformes, Blenniidae. Gene Ontology annotation, molecular function: DNA binding. Gene Ontology annotation, biological process: regulation of DNA-templated transcription.